This is a messenger RNA of Coregonus sp. 'balchen', 11571 nucleotides long. The record is from the annotation of a GenBank genome assembly. Lineage: Eukaryota; Metazoa; Chordata; Actinopteri; Salmoniformes; Salmonidae.
GCUUUUGGGUACUUUGAGGUGACACAUGACAUCUCUCGCUACUGCAAGGCCAAGGUGUUUGAGCAUGUGGGCAAGACCACACCUAUCGCCAUUCGCUUCUCCACCGUGGGUAAGACAUUAGCCUACAUUAUUUAUUUAUUUUGCCUAUUUUCUCAGAACAUACUUGGUAAAAUAUUAUUUUGAGGCUGCUCACUAUGGCUUUUCUAUAAAACUGCUACAAACACAUUUUACACAGUUGCUUUUGUUUCCCUAAGGACAUGCAUAAAGAAACACUAUCAGAAUUGCUAGCUUCCAAUUCUACUACUGCUACUGUAGAGGAAAUGACUAAGAGCAUGCUUGUCUGCAAAAGCAAUGUUUGCCGAUACCAGAAGAAUCCUGGACAGAGUCAGGUAGCCUAGCAGUUAAGAGCAUUGGGCCAGUAACCAAAAGGUUGCUGGUUCGAAUACCGAGCCGACUAGGUGAAAACAUCUCCCGACGUGCUCUUGAGCAAGGCACUAAUUACUCCUGUAAAUAUAAAAUGUAAUAUAUACACUAGAUGACUGAUGGGGGCACUGUCUCUGAAGCCAAUGCAUCUCCGUCUUGGCGUUUCCCCACCAUUGUAAAAAUAUAUAUAUUUGGAAGCUAUAGAAAUGCAUUUAUUAAUGUCUAAAUUUGUUUUUGUGACGUUUAGUCUAUAUAACAUUCAAAUAUAUAUUAUAUUAAUAAAUAAAAUGGACCUUUGAUGUUAUGGGGCUAUUUUGCUUCCACUGGUCCUGGGGCUCUUGUUAAGGUCAACGAUAUCAUGAACUUUACCCAGUACAAGGAUGUUUUUGCCAAAAACCUGGUUGCCUCUGCCAGGAGGCUGAAACUUGGCUGAAAGUGGAUCUUCCAGCAAGACAAUAACCUCAAGCACACAUCAAAAUCUACAAAGAAAAGGUUAAUUGGCCACAAAAUCAACAUUUUGCAAUGGCCAUCUAAGUCCGGAAUAGAAACCCAUUGAAAACCUGUGGUUUGAAUUGAAGAGGGCAGUCUAUAAACGCAGACGAAGGAUAUCAAGGAUCUGUAAGGAUUCGGUAUGGAGGAAUGGUCUAAGAUCCUUCCCAAUGUGUUCUCCAACUUGUAAAACAUUUUAGAAAAAGGCUCAGUGCCGUUAUCCUCGCAAUUGUAUUUGUAUAAAAUAAUACAAUUGCCCAAUUUUUUGGGAUCAUACAAUAUAGCUCAGUAUUUUAAUUAAUGUAUACAGCCAUUUUCGCUCAUCUUUAUCAAGGGUGUCUCUAAUUUCGGACCCCACUGUACAUCAUCAAUACAUCAUUGAAUAAAUACCAGAAAAUACACAAUGUCAUAUUUUUUUCUUUUUUCUAAUGUCUUGUGUUUAAACUGUGAGUUUCAUAUCAUCCUAUUUUGUCUCGAACUCAUGUAGCUGGGGAAUCGGGCUCAGCAGACACAGUGCGAGACCCACGUGGCUUUGCAGUCAAGUUCUACACUGACGAGGGCAACUGGGACCUUACUGGCAACAACACCCCCAUAUUCUUUAUCAGGGAUGCCAUGCUGGUGAGUUCAGACACGUUUGAGUCAAGAUUGCGCCUGGGUGUGCCUUGUCAAGAUUCAGUCUUUGUCACAUGACAUGGAAUACAAGGAGUGGAAUGUUAGCUAAACAGACUGGCAACCAGGUUAAUACAUUAGUUCAUCUCCCCGUAUGAUAUUAAAUGCCAUUACACAUCUCUCUGAUUUCACUUUGUUUUGCAGUUCCCAUCCUUCGUCCACUCUCAGAAGCGCAACCCCCAGACUCACCUGAAGGACCCAGACAUGGUGUGGGACUUCUGGAGCCUGCGGCCUGAGUGUAUGCAUCAGGUGCUGUAUCUGCUCCUCUCUACCCGCCACCAAACCUUUACACGUGCACGCACAAAAGUUAGAAUCAGAAAAUGCGGCAGGUAGCUUAGUGGGUAAGAGCGUUGUGCCAGUAACCGAAAGGUCGCUGGUUCUAAUCCCCGAGCCGACUAGGUGAAAAAUCUGUCUGUGCCCUUAAGCAAGGCACUUAACCCUAAUUGCUCAUGUAAGUCGCUCUGGAUAAGAGCGUCUGCUAAAUGACUAAACAUUUAAAAAUGUAUUUUCUGAUUUCACCCCACACUAAGCCAAAUUCUCGUAAGAACAUCUCAUUAACAACUUCAAAGCUAUGCCACUAUAUCUAGAAAUGGUGGUUGCUGCAUUAGUUUAAAUAGAUGAUUGUAUCAUUCUUCUACAUACAUAUGUUUUUAUAUCUUAUAAAAGUUCAAUUGCUUAUGACUGAAUAUGUGCCUUUGUUCAUCAUUUUGUCUUAAUCUCUGUGAAGGUGUCGUUCCUGUUCAGUGACCGUGGUCUGCCUGACGGCUUCCGCCACAUGAACGGCUACGGAUCCCACACCUUCAAGCUGGUCAAUGCCGAGGGUCAGCCAGUCUACUGCAAGUUCCACCACAAGGUCAGAGCACAAACUAAAAAUGAUGUUAUGAACAGGAUAGUACAGGACUAGUGAAAUGUGCUACACUUACAUGGAUAUAGGAGUCGACUAUACUUAAUUAACUGAAGGAUGAAGAGAGUAAUGGUGGGUAAAGAAGGAUGGGUCCAUAGUAACCCAUAGCAUCCUUCCUCUGCCCUCCUCUCAGACCAACCAGGGUAUCAAGAACAUGAAACCCGAGGACGCCGAGCGCCUGGCCUCCACCGACCCGGACUACGCCAUCCGAGACCUUUACACCUCCAUCGCCAACGGCAAUUUCCCCUCCUGGUCAUUCUACAUCCAGGUCAUGACUUUUGACCAGGCUGAGAAGUUCCAGUGGAACCCCUUUGACCUGACCAAGGUACCAAUGAGAGACAAUUUUAAUGCUCAUAAUCUUCUAUUCAAUUAUGUGGGGACGCUAACCCCUUAUAACAUUUUAUCAAUACUUUACAUUGGUUUUUAAAGAAUGUGACAGAAAUACCAGAAAUGUCUUAGUAUUCUACUUUGUUAGCCAUUUAAACAAGAUGUCCCAAAAAUAUUCUGAGUAUCUAGACAUUUGCACUACUCUGACUUUUCUACCAGAGAGGGGACUUACUCCACAUAACCACUGAAAGAUCUGAAAGUGGUCUGAGAUCUGUUAUGGUAUCAUAGCAUUUGUGAAUGGUAGUAUAAUUGGCAACUGACUCAAUAGCUCCAAUUUAGUCAGGAUAAUUAUUAGGUGAAAAUAGUACAGUAUAGGGGGUCAUGCAUGCUUACAUUUUCUAUUAAAAAAAAUAUUUGUCCUCAAAGAAUGGCUAGAAAUCUCUUGCACAUCCGUGCACCUUGGUUGGCCUGAGAGGUAGCAACACUUCUCUUUUUCCUUAGGUGUGGUCUCACAAGGAGUACCCCCUCAUUCCCGUGGGGAGGUUGGUGCUCAACAGAAACCCUGCCAACUACUUUGCUGAGAUCGAGCAGCUGGCCUUUGACCCCAGCAACAUGCCCCCUGGUAUCGAGCCCAGCCCCGACAAGAUGCUGCAGGGGCGUCUGUUCUCCUACCCAGACACACACCGCCACCGGCUGGGAACCAACUACCUGCAGCUGCCCGUCAACUGCCCCUUCAAAACCCGUGUGUCCAACUACCAGCGAGACGGGCCCAUGUGCAUGUUCGACAACCAGGCUGGCGCUCCCAACUACUUCCCCAACAGCUUCAGUGCUCCAGAGACCCAGCGGCAGAACGUGGAGACCAGGUUUAAGGUGUCCCAAGACGUGGGCCGCUACAACAGCGCUGACGACGAUAAUGUCACACAGGUAAUGUAUCUAUGUAGAGCGCAGUGUGCACAUACAGGUAACUGCCAAAAUAAAGGAAACACUUGAGUAAAUGACAGUUCUGGGGGCUCUGUUAUGGGGUGGAGUGGAUUUUUCUGGAAUGGUUUAGGUCCACUCAACCCCUUAGAGGGCAAGGUAAACGGCAGUAAACACACAACCAUACUGAGUGAUCACCUUCAACCUAUGGUGAAUCAUUUCUAUCCUGAUGGGAGUGGUUUCUUCCAGGAUGGCAAUGUCCCCAUUCACAGGGCAAGAGUGGUCACUGAAUGGUUUGAUGAACAUGAAAACAAUGUAAACAAUAUGCCAUGGCCGUCUGUCACCAGAUCUCAACCCAAUUUAACACUUAUGGAAGAUUCUGGAACGGCGCCUGAGACAGCAUUUUCCAUCAACAGAACACCAAAUUAUGGAAUUUAUUGUGGAAGAAAGGUGUCGCAUCUCUCCAAUAGAGAAUCUAUGCCAAGGCACAUUGAAGCUUUACUGAUGGAUCGUGGGGGCCCAAGGCCCUAUUAAGACACUUUUUAUGUUGGGUGUUUCCUUUAUUUUGGCAAUUAUUAUAUUGGUCAAGUUAUUACUUAAUAUUAUUAAUUAAUCUCUAAGGACAAAUAAUUAGGGGCCCAGUCUGUUAUUGGACAAACAUGGUAUUUUAAGAAGACCUGACUUAUCUUAACAAUAACACUAUAAGACAGAAAUUAGAAUAAUAGUAAUAUUUUAUUUAUCUAAAGGUAUAUCUGAUGAGCCUAAUAUCAGAUUCAUGAAUUCAUACUAUUUUCAAGAGCUUGUUUUGUAUUAGAGAAACCCAUAACAACAGGUAAAAUACAGAAGUUGAAUAAUAAAAAGAGUACAAAUCUAUCAAUUGAUCAAUGGUUACAGCAGUAAUGAUAAUAGUGGGAUCAAAUCGAUACAGGAGAAUUAUGAAUUAAGUAAUUUGUUUAUCAGCAAACUACUAGAGAAUUAUAUUCUCAAUUUGGAUAGAACAAUGUUUACACAUUCAAUACUAUACUUAAAGGGUAGGUAGCAUAAACAUAACCACAUGUAACAUAUGGAUUUGCAUUAGUAUAUGCAUCAAAUGUCCCAAUGCAAAGUUACACCUCACUUUUCUAUUUCUGAAAUUAUUACAUUAAACUGAUCAGAAUGCCCAAGUCAUGCCGGGGGGAAAAAGUGUGCCGUGUAACAUAAUAUGGAGGACUUGCAAGCCAGGCUAUUCCCUAUAAUGUAAACUCCAAAUUAAACCAAAUAAUUUGCCCAUUAGCCCUACUAGCCUGCUAAUGUUACAGGACUGCAUGAGUCAGCCGGUUGCUAUCAACAACUAGCUUACAGUUACAUUUAGGGCUGUCCCCGACCAAAAAAAAUAGUAGUCUGUUCUUUCGACCAAUCGAUUGGUCAAAAUUUUAAAACCUGUAUUUUUCCAUAUAGACACAACCUAUGUGUUUGAAUAAAGUCAACUAUAUGCAUUGAGCUUGUCUGAUGCUUUAAACUCACAGUUUGAUGAAAUAAGACACAAAUUACUCGAGGGACCCAGAGAUCAAGGUAAACAGAAGAAGAAAAAAAGCGAUAUCUCAGACUGCCCAUCUUAAUCUUUUCCUUUUUAUUGGCCAGUCUGAGAUAUGGCUUUUUCUUUGCAACUCUGCCUAGAAGGUCAGCAUCCCGGAGUCGCCUCUUCACUGUUGACGUUGCGACUGGUGUUUUGCGGGUACUAUUUAAUGAAGCUGCCAGUUGAGGACCUGUGAGGCGUCUUUUUCUCAAACUAGACACUCUAAUGUAUUUGUCCUCUUGCUCAGUUGUGCACCGGGGCCUCCCACUCCUCUUUCUAUUCUGGUUAGAGACAGUUUGCGCUGUUCUGUAAAGGGAGUAGUACACAGCGUUGUACGAGAUCUUCAGUUUCUUGGCAAUUUCUCGCAUGGAAUAGCCAUAAUUUCGCAGAACAAGAAUAGACUGAAGAGUUUCAGAAGAAAGUUAUUUGUUUCUGGCUAUUUUGAGCCUGUAAUCGAACCCACAAUUGCUGAUGCUCCAGAUACUCAACUAGUCUAAAGAAGGCCAGUUUUAUUGCUUCCUUAAUCAGCACAACAGUUUUCAGCUGUGCUAACAUAAUUGCAAAAGUGUUUUCUAAUUGUCAGUGUUUGAAGUGGAUGUGGUGUUGGAGUCAGGCGCAGGUCACAGAAGCUUAGUCCAACAGACUUUACUAGUCAGAAAUAUGACAAUACAAAAAGAACGGGCCUCAAGCAACGGAGGCGAGUGAUACGCAAACAGUGCGUAAAACACAAAAUAUAAGCGAUGCGCAAACAGUGCGUCAAUACACUUAAAUACACCAGAGCAAAAUCCAAAACCCCAAUGGACAGGCGGACAACAACACACAACUACAAACAAAACCAAAGGAAACUUAUAGGUGACAUAAUCAAUAAGUGAUAAGACACAGGUGCACCAAACAGACAAAACCAAACAAACAUAGAGAACAUCAAACGGUAGCAGCUAGUACUCCGGGGACGACGAAGGCCGAAGCCUGCCCGAACAAGGAGGAGGAGCAGUCGGCGGAAUUUGUGACACUAAUUAUCAAUUAGCCUUUUAAAGUGAUAAACUUGGAUUAGCAAACACAAUGUGCCAUUGGAACACAGGCGUACAGAGGCCCAUUAUCAGUAACCGUCAGUCCUAUGUAGAUAUUCCAUUAAAUAUCAGCCGUUUCCAGCUACAAUAGCCAUUUACAACAUUAAAAAUGUCUGCGCUGUAUUUCUGAUCAAUUUGAUGUUAUUUUAAUGGACAAAAAAAUGAUUUUCUUUCGAAAACAAGGACAUUUCUAAGUGACCCCAAACUUUUGAACGGUAGUGUAUGUACAGUACCAGUCAAAGGUUUGGACACACCUACUCAUUCCAGGGUUUUUAUUUAUUUGUACUAUUAUCUACAUUGUAGAAUAAUAGUGAAGACAUCAAAACUAUGAUAUAACACAUGGAAUUAGGUAGUAACCAAAAAAUUGUUAAACAAAUCAAAAUAUAGUUUAUAUUUGAGAUUCUUCAAAGUAGCCACCCUUUGCCUUGAUGACAGCUUUGCUACUUUGAAGUUGGAUCAGGUUAAGGUUUUUCUUCUUCUGGUUAUCUAGAUCUCUGGCACCCUCUUGAGGCAUCAAAACGUACGCUUAAAGUAUCAGACAAGCUCAAUGCAUAUAGUUCAUUUUAUUAAAACACAGCACUCGAUUGGUCGAAAGAACAGACGACAUUCGGUCAACCAAUAUUUUUUGGGGUCGGGGACAGCCCUAGAUCAGCCAGAUGCAAGCCCGUGAUCCGCAAUAGUUUGCUCGGCUUCAAGGGAGAAGGACAAUUUAUAAGAGGAACAUACAACAUACUUUUCACUAACCCCAACCUUUUACGAGGCUCAUGUUUGAUGUGCUGUCAGGAAAUGUGUUUUAGAUUACAUCUUGAUCCAUUGUUGAAUGCAUAGGCCUUCUUUCUUAGAAAAAGGCUUGCCACUUAAAAGUUAGUCGAUCUGGACUUUAUUACCCCGUCAUAUACUGGAGCAAAGAGCAUUCCAGCUCUGGCUCUUCCAGGAUGUGUAGAUUGGGGCCAUAUCCUGGCCCUGCUGGUCAAGCCUGGCACUUGAAAAGGGGCUCCUCCUGGCCACUGGGUUCAAUCAGGGUUCCUGGUCGCAAGAGGUUGAUAAGGCCCCUGUCCAGGAAAGAGGUUUGCGCUGCUGUGACGUGAGGGUGAAUUCCUACACAUAGAGAUCUGUGUGCACUGCCAGGCACGAUGAUACGCUCUAUAUAGAACUCUAAAUCUCCUUUUUAAGCAAUGCUACUUUUUUUCUGUGUUCAAAUGUUUGUAAAGGCUUUGUGAGUAAUUAUAAAUAAAAAAUCCCUGCUAUCUAUCAUGCUUAUCAUGCUUACAAAUGUUUAUAAAUGAUUACAAAUAAUGAAAUAUUAUUUAUUUAUAGUUUAUUAAUAGUUUAUUAAUGCUUAUUCAUGUCUUGGUUUGUGUGUGUGUGACCAGUUGCUUGACCUUGUGUGUGUGUGUGUGUGUGUGUGUGUGUGUGUAUUGCAGGUGCGUACCUUCUUCACUGAGGUGCUGAACGAGGAGGAGCGCCAGAGGCUCUGUCAGAACAUGGCUGGUGCCCUGAAGGGAGCCCAAGUCUUCAUCCAGAAACGCUGGGUGAGUUCUUCUCCUCCUCCUCAUCAUAACCGUCAUCAUUAUGAUAGUGUAAGUCACCAUUUUCAUCAUCAUUGGGAUCAGCAAUCAUGUUAUAUUUACAUAUCUUCAUGUUUCUUAUCACAAUCAUCAUCAUUACUAUUCAAAUUAAACUCUCCUCCACCACACUGUCAUCGGAAAGUAUUCACACCCCUUUACUUUUUUCAAAUUUUGUUGUUACAAAGUGGGAUUAAAAUUGAUUUGUCCUUUUUUGUCAACGAUCUACACAAAAUACUCUGUCAAAGUGGAAGAAAAAUUCAAACAUUUGUAUAAAACAAAUAUACACUGCUCAAAAAAAUAAAGGGAACACUUAAACAACACAAUGUAACUCCAAGUCAAUCACACUUCUGUGAAAUCAAACUGUCCACUUAGGAAGCAACACUGAUUGACAAUAAAUUGCACAUGCUGUUGUGCAAAUGGAAUAGACAACAGGUGGAAAUUAUAGGCAAUUAGCAAGACACCCCCAAUAAAGAAGUGGUUCUGCAGGUGGUGACCACAGACCACUUCUCAGUUCCUAUGCUUCCUGGCUGAUGUUUUGGUCACUUUUGAAUGCUGGCGGGGCUUUCACUCUAGUGGUAGCAUGAGACGGAGUCUACAACCCACACAAGUGGCUCAGGUAGUGCAGCUCAUCCAGGAUGGCACAUCAAUGCGAGCUGUGGCAAGAAGGUUUACUGUGUCUGUCAGCGUAGUGUCCAGAGCAUGGAGCCGCUACCAGGAGACAGGCCAGUACAUCAGGAGGCCGUAGGAGGGCAACAACCCAGCAGCAGGACCGCUGCCUUUGUGCAAGGAGGAGCAGGAGGAGCACUGCCAGAGCCCUGCAAAAUGACCUCCAGCAGGCCACAAAUGUGCAUGUGUCUGCUCAAACGGUCAGAAACAGACUCCAUGAGGGUGGUAUGAGGGCCCCACAGCUGGGGGUUGUGCUUACAGCCCAACACCGUGCAGGACGUUUGGCAUUUGCCAGAGAACACCAAGAUUGGCAAAUUCGCCACUGGCGCCCUGUGCUCUUCACAGAUGAAAGCAGGUUCACACUGAGCACAUGUGACAGACGUGACAGAGUCUGGAGACGCCGUGGAGAACGUUCUGCUGCCUGCAACAUCCUCCAGCAUGACUGGUUUGGCGGUGGGUCAGUCAUGGUGUGGGGUGGCAUUCCUUUAGGGGGGCCGCACAGCCCUUCAUGUGCUCGCCAGAGGUAGCCUGACUGCCAUUAGGUACUGAGAUGAGAUCCUCAGACCCCUUGUGAGACCAUAUGCUGGUGCGGUUGGCCCUGGGUUCCUCCUAAUGCAAGACAAUGCUAGACCUCAUGUGGCUGGAGUGUGUCAGCAGUUCCUGCAAGAGGAAGGCAUUGAUGCUAUGGACUGGCCCGCCCGUUCCCCAGACCUGAAUCCAAUUGAGCACAUUUGGGACAUCAUGUCUCGCUCCAUCCACCAACGCCACGUUGCACCACAGACUGUCCAGGAGUUGGCGGAUGCUUUAGUCCAGGUCUGGGAGGAGAUCCCUCAGGAGACCAUCCGCCACCUCAUCAGGAGCAUGCCCAGGCAUUGUAGGGAGGUCAUACAGGCACGUGGAGGCCACACACACUACUGAGCCUCAUUUUGACUUGUUUUAAGGACUUUACAUCAAAGUUGGAUCAGCCUGUAGUGUGGUUUUCCACUUUAAUUUUGAGGGUGACUCCAAAUCCAGACCUCCGUGGGUUGAUACAUUUGAUUUCCAUUGAUAAUUUUUGUGUGAUUUUGUUGUCAGCACAUUCAACUAUGUAAAGAAAAAAGUAUUUAAUACGAUUAUUUCAUUCAUUCAGAUCUAGGAUGUGUUGUUUAAGUGUUCCCUUUAUUUUUUUGAGCAGUGUAUAUGAAAAAUAAAACCCAAUAUAUCUUGAUUACAUAUGUAUUGAACCCCCUGCGUCAAUACAUGUUAUAAUCACCUUUGGCAGCGAUUACAGCUAUGAGUCUUUCUGUGUAAAUCUCUAAUAAGAGUUGUGCAACAUUUGGCCAUGUAUUCUUUGCAAAGUUUUUCAAGAUCUGUCAAAUUGGUUGUUGGUCAUGCAUGGCUAGACAACCAUUUUCAGGUCUUGCCAUAGAUUUUCAAGCAGAUUUAAGUCAAAACUGUAACUCGGCCACUCAGGAACAUUCACUGUCUUCUUGGUACUGUAAGCAACUCCUGUGUAGAUUUGGCCUUGUUUUAGGUUAUUGUCCUGCUGAAAGCUGAAUUCAUCGCCCAGUGUCUGGUGGAAAGCAGACUGAACCAGGUUUUCCUCUAGGAGUUUGCCUGUGCUUAGUUUCAUUCCGUUUCUUUUUAAUCCUGAAACUCCCCAGUCCUUAACGAUUACAAGCAUACCCAUAACAUGUUGCAGCCACCACUAUGCUUGAAAAUAUGGAGAGUGGUACUCAGUAAUGUGUUUUAUUGGAUUUGCCUCAAACAUAACACUUUUUAUUCAGGACAAAAGGUUUAAUUGCUUUUUUUUGCAGUAUUACUUUAGUGCCUUGUUGCAAACAGGAUGCAUGUGUUGGAAUAUUUAAUUUCUUACAGGCUUCCGUUUCCCUCUGUCAAUAAGAUUAGUAUUGUGGAGUAACUAUAAUAAUAAUAUGCCAUUUAGCAGACGCUUUUAUCCAAAGCGACUUACAGUCAUGCGUGCAUACAUUUUUUUUGUGUAUGGGUGGUCCCGGGGAUCGAACCUACUACCUUGGCGUUACAAGCGCUGUGCUCUACCAGCUGAGCUACAGAGGACCACAACUACAAUGUUGUUGAUCCAUACUUGGUUUUCUGCUAUCACAGCCAUUAAACUCUGUAACUGUUUUAAAGUCGACAUUGGCCUCAUGGUGAAAUCCCUGAGCGGUUUCCUUCUUCUCUGUCAACUGAGUUAGGAAGGACGCCUGUAUCUUUGUAGUGACUGGGUGGAUUGAUACACCAUCCAAAGUUUAAUUAAUAACUUCACCAUGCUCAAAGGAAUAUUCAAUGUCUGCUUUUUUUUUACCCAUCUACCAAUAGGUGCCCUUCUUUGCGAGGUAUUGAAAAACCUCCCUGGUCUUUGGUUGAAAUUCACUGCUCGACUGAGGGACCAUACAGAUAGUUUUAUGUGUGGGGUACAGAGAUGAGGUAGUCAUUAAAAACUCAUGUUAAACAAUAUUAUUGCACAGAGUGAGUCCAUGCAACUUAUUAAACACAUUUCUACUCCUGAACUUUAGGCUGAUUAUAACAAACAGGUUGAAUACUUAUUGACUCAAAAUAUUUCAGCUUUUCAUUUGUAAUUAAUUUGUAAAUAUUUAGAAAACAUAAUUCAAUUUUGACAUUAUGGGGUAUUGUGUGUAGGCCAGUGAAAAAAUAAAUCUCAAUUUAAAUUCCGGCUGUAUAACACAACAAAAUGUGGAAAAAGUCAAGGGGUGUGAAUACUUUCUGAAGGCACUGUAUAUUUCCCAGGCAUCAAAUUCCCCACUAAAACGAAGGUUAUCUUUGCAAUGCAAUGUUGUAUAAUGUAUCUAUUUUACUGGCAUCGCUAUCAACACUGUUCUGACCCUCUCUCUCUGCUCUUACGCCCUGUUUUUCCAGGUGCAGAACCUGAUGGCUGUGCAUGCAGACUAUGGAAACGGGGUCCAGGCCCUACUCAACAACGCUGAACCCACGAAGGUAAGUCCAUUCAUUAUGGUCAAUGGACACUAA